This is a messenger RNA of Fusarium odoratissimum NRRL 54006, 1775 nucleotides long. RefSeq lists its product as uncharacterized. NCBI's taxonomy places the organism in Eukaryota, Fungi, Ascomycota, Sordariomycetes, Hypocreales, Nectriaceae. The transcript has 3 exons. Bases 206 to 1675 code for a protein of 489 amino acids. The record is from RefSeq and is a predicted model, not a curated record. Gene Ontology annotation, molecular function: FAD binding.
GUUUUACCAUGCGUGGAUGAGGCGACUUUCAAAAUUCGGAUAUCUUCGGCCGGUGCUUAUGCAUAACCUACACUAGUGUGGCGCUGCCUACUCAAAUAAACAAGAUCACCCUAAAGGACACGACGGCUUCAUCUAUCCCUUCUGAAAGGUCGUAAACCGAGGCAAUUGUAAUUCAGAGCAUAUUCUCCUCCAUCUCACCAUCGCCAUGGCCAAACCCAACCAACAUUAUGAGGUUAUCAUCGCCGGAGGAGGAAUUGCUGGAGUCACUCUUGCGCUGAUGCUUGAGAAACUUGGCAUCAGCUAUUUCCUCCUCGAGGGUCGCGAUACUCUCGAGUCUGAUAGAGGCGCUGGGAUCGGUCUGCAGCCAAAUGGACUGCGUAUCCUUGAUCAGCUUGGCCUCGUGGAGGACAUUGAGGAGGCAACUAUACCACUUGAGAAGUGGUUCUCUUAUGACAGCGAGGGUAACUUGAUGAAUGACUCUGACGCCAUGGGCCAAUAUCGUGAGAAGAUCGGAUAUCCUGUUGCCUUCAUUGAGCGUCGCAAGCUUCUACCUAUUAUGGUUCGUCACAUUCAACGCACAGAAUGUGUCAGGACUUCAGCACGCGUGGCUUCAAUUGAGGAGAGUGACGACCAUGUCACUGUGACAACGACCGACGGAUUGUCUCUUACCGCAGAUAUUGUUGUUGGUGCCGAUGGCGUGCGAAGCGCUGUCCGCGCACACAUUGACUCCAAGCUUCCUGAAGCAUUGACUGCAGAUGACUACAUCAGCGUUGCCUGCUCCACAGUCUAUGGAAUGUCAGCACCCACCGAAGGCAUCGCCCCCGGUGAACGCUUCGCUGUCUACCGAGAGAACCAAACAGUCAUCGGCUUCACAGGUAAAGACGGAAUUGUGUUCUGGUUUGUCUUUGAGAAUCUCAACCAGAACGUCCCUCUGUCUCAAGCCCCGCGAUACACUGAAGCUGAAGCCGAGGCUCUCUGCCAAAGCGUUGCCCAUACACAGGUCACUCCAAAGCUGAGGUUUGGAGAGAUCUACAAGAACCGUGUAGUGGCAGUCAAGAUUGGUGUAGAAGAAGGCGUCGCGAAGGGAUGGCACACUGAUCGUGCUGUCAUUGUCGGCGAUGCAGCUUGUAAGACUACACCAGCUGGUGGACAGGGCGCCAACCAAGCUAUUGAGUCAUGCGCCGUCUUCGUCAACAAGCUCAUCAAAGCCAAAAAGGCACGUCAGCCUGGUGAAAAGCUGUCUAGCGAGGCUGUCAAGUCCGUGCUCGCAAGCUAUGCUCAAGAGCGUGCACAGCCAGCUACUACAGCCCUGGAAAGAUCUCAAAUGGUAGGCAAGGCGCUGUUAUGCACUCCAGGGCCUGCAACUACUCUUGUAAAGGACAUGUUGAAGCUCAGUAACGAAGACUGGCUUUUGCGUGCGUUUAUGGCACUUUCUGCUGCGCCAUAUUUGGAGGAUGUUGAGCUUACGGCUAGAGGACAUCUUUAUAACAAGGCUGUUAAGGAAGCGCAGGCUGAGAUGGCGAGACGCCAGAAGGUAGCGAAGGAGAUUAAGGAGGCGGAAGAGAAAGAGAGUAAGCAGGCUGCGAGUAUUCAAGAGUCUGAGCAGCGCAAUGACUUUGCAGGUCUUCGAAAUCCAGUUCAGGCAGCGACUGGAGUCGUUGAAGUUGGUUCUUAGAAUAGAAUAGUCUUUGUGCCAUCUCGAGUCCAAGCCAAUCAUUACUUAUUACAUUCUUUACUAUUUCCAGAACUUUCCUGUAGUUCUGUGAUGAUGCCGA